AAAAUAAAUGAUAACACAGUCGCUGAAAUUCCAGCAAUCAUACCUGGCUUGGAAGCACCGAUUAAAAACUGUACUUUUACUGAUGAAAAACAAAAAACAUCACAAUUGGUUCUAUGGUGUAGUGGUUAGCACUCAGGACUUUGAAUCCUGCGACCUGGGUUCGACUCCCGGUAGGACCUUUUAUUUUCUUCUAGUUUUGUUUUGCCUCCUACAGUUUUUAUAGCCUAGCCAAAGUGAGGGUUCUACACUCUUCUUCUUCUUCUUCUUCCUCUUCCUAGUUUCCAUUUGUUGUUACAAUCAGCAAUGGCGGCAGCUGCUUUUCUUCUUUCUCGUUCCUCUCUACAUACCAAAAUUCCCCUCUCCUUCCUCCUUAAACCCAUCUCAUCCAAUUGCUUCUCUACAAUUGUAUCGCUGAAAGCUCCAUUACUACCAAUACCCGCUGCUGCUGCAUCUACUACUCGUCUAAUUUCUUACACAAACCUCCACUCAAACCCUCUCCAAACAAGAUUCUAUAGUUCCAAAUCCAACACUAACAGUCCGGUAUCAUUCCCUUCCUCAUCCGACUCAGAAUCCGAUGACGACCAUGAAGAAGUUUCAGAAAAAAAGAAGAACAAGACAUUGACAAGCAAGCUUCCACCACCUUAUGAUCCAUUCAGCAAGAAACCAGUAAUUGAAGAACCCAAAGACCCCAAAAACCUUCAAGAGAUAUUCCACAAGAUGAGGACAACAGAUGGUUUAAUGAAUAGCGCAGUCAAGAUGUUUGAUGCUUUGUCUAAAGACGGUCUCACACAUGAAGCUAUGGAGUUGUUUGGUAUUAUCAAAGACAAAGGCAAUAUGCCUGAAGUUGUAGCUCAUACUGCUGUCAUUGAGGCUUAUGCUAAUGCUGGUCAUUCUAAGGAGGCACUUAAGGUUUACAUGCGGAUGCUUGCUGCUGGUAUCAAACCCAAUGCGUACACUUAUACUGUUCUUAUCAAGGGACUUGCCAAGGAUGGUAAACUAGGAGAUGCAAAGAAGUACAUUCUGGAGAUGAUGAACAGAGGAAUUUGGCCCAAUGUGGGGACAUAUACGACCGUGUUUGAAGCUUUUGCUAAGGAGGACAAGAUGGAGGAGUGUAAGGAAUUGCUAGAGCAGAUGAAGGCUAAGGGGUUUGUUGUUACCGCAGCAGACGAGGAUAAAGUCGGGGAACAUCUCACCACCAAAAGGGGACAGGUAUAUAGAAGCAUCAUGGAUCUUCUCUUCGCCAAAUAAAUGGGUAUAGAUACGGAGAAGAACGAUCAGGCAGCCUCUCCAUGAACAGAAGUUUUAAUGUUGCUAGGCAGUAGCUAAUAGUACAAGUUCUCUUUUUUCUUUUGCGAACAAGUAAUGUUUAAUGAUAAAAUGACCAGCAAAUCUUAACAUGUAGUUUGGACUA
Papaver somniferum (opium poppy) is the source of this 1411-nucleotide messenger RNA. RefSeq names its product pentatricopeptide repeat-containing protein At4g38150-like. Gene Ontology annotation, molecular function: protein binding. The transcript has a single exon. The record is from RefSeq and is a predicted model, not a curated record. Lineage: Eukaryota; Viridiplantae; Streptophyta; Magnoliopsida; Ranunculales; Papaveraceae. Bases 304 to 1248 code for a protein of 314 amino acids.